AUGGGAAAAAGAAGAAGAGAUCGUUCUAAAAUUCGACGAAAAAUAAGACGCUUGGAACAAAGAUUGCGCGACUCGUCAACAAGCCAGGACGAGGAAGAAUAUAAUCGUUAUUACGUAAGAUCACCAACACCUGAGUCUCUGCGAAGGUCUUCGCAUUCAGACGAUGAUUAUGACUCUCAUAUUAGAUCUGAGUUUGUGGUUCCUGAUGGUCCGCAUCAACAGUGUGACGUUGAUCCUACAAUUACUGCAGGAACAUUCGAUCCACCGGUACAGGAUCCAGGCUCUAGUUCUAAAAAGGACUUAAUAUCGGCUUCAGAAGCAUUACCGCCUGAAAUAUUAGAAGCGCUUGGUGAUCCUACAGGCAAGGAAGAGGUCCUCGGCCCUCCCAUUAAUGAGGAGAUCUCUAAACGUUGGGAAAGAAUCCUGGUCGAAGGGUUAAUAAAGGAGGAAAAGGAGACAGCAUUAAAGAAAAUUUUAACACCACAAAAUUUUGUGUUGUCGAAAGCACCAAAGCUUAACUUAGAAUUAUGGGCCGUAAUAAGUGACACUAGUAGGCAUCGGGAUAAACUCCUUGAGAAAUCCCAGAACCAAUUGGGGUUGGGAAUCGCGGGUCUCUCCAAUUUAGCCUCGUCUUUGAUAAAAGAAGAACAUUCAAAGGUAGAAAUCUUAAAAAGGCUUUCAGAGACAGCAGUUAAACUGGAGAGGCCUACCCCGGUACCAAGCAAGCAGGGCUCCAAAACCGGGGGGGCCGAAACCGAGGUUCACGCCCCGCCAAGAAUACUCAACACAGCAAGGUCGGCGACAGACAGCUGUGAACCGAGGCCAACCUACCCGGAGUUCGGAUCACAGGACACGCAGGAACCAAUAGAGGGCAUAGGCAACAAUUUGUACAUCGCAACACUAAACACGAGGACACUAAGAACCCACGAGAGUUUACUAGAACUAGAAAAAUCCUUAGAAAACGUCAAGUUUGAUAUUUUAGGCGUCUGCGAAAUGCGAAGACUAGGCGAAAAAAUCGAAGAACAUAACAAUUAUAUACUGUACCAUAAGGGAGACAUUGCAGGCCAAAGGGGAGUAGGAUUUCUAAUAAAACGAACAUUAAAGAAAAAUAUACAAGAAAUAGUAGGAAUAUCUGAUAGAUUAGCCACACUCAGUUUAAAGCUUCCAGGGUAUAAGAAGCCAUGGAGUAUCAUACAGGCAUACGCACCAACAGAGAAAGCAGGGUUGCCAGUGCUUGAAGCUUUCUAUGAAGAAUUGUCAUCAACUUUAAAAAAGAACGCCGAUAAAUAUAUACUCUUGAUGGGAGAUUUUAACGCACAAAUUGGAGCAAGACAAAAUAACAACGAGACCAUCCUUGGUAAAUACGGCUAUGGAUCAAGAAGUCCGAAUGGCCAAAAAUUUGUCGAAUUCCUAAUGGAGCAUAACCUACUAGUAUUAAACUCAUACUUCAAGAAAAACAACAAAAACAAAUGGACCUGGAUCUCCCCUGAUGGCUGCUACAAAAAUGAAAUUGAUUAUAUAAUAACUAACUAUCUUAAAGCUUUCACUGAUACUAAGGUUAUAAGCAACCUCAACUUCAAUACGGACCACCGCAUGGUACGCUGUUCUCUUCGAAAAUCUCAGCCAAAAAUACCUCGACACCACAUGAAAGCUUUUAACACCGCAAAUAAGCAGUCGAGCCAGAAAAUAUAUAAGCCUUCCAACGAAAUUUACACAACAAUAACAAGCCGUGAAAUAGAAACAACAGAUAAAUACGAUACCCUAGAAAAAGAAUUGCAAAGCGUGCACAUUUCAAACAGCAAUAACAAAAAAACUAACAAGUAUCAACUUAGCGAAAAUACCUUGCAACUAAUAGAUGAAAGAAAACAGCUUAUAAAUAGCAGAAACAAACAAGGAAACAGAAAACAAAUUGCUGACAAAAGUAAAAAAAUAAAAGAAAGCAUAAGAAGGGAUCGCAAAGUCAAGAGAUUGAAGACAUUAGAACACCACAUCCAAAAAACAGGCGGAGUGAGAAAGGCCUUGAAAGAACUACGAGAAACAGGCAAAGAAUGGAUACCUAAACUCAAAAAAGGAUCGAGAAUUACUGCGAUACGUCAAAAGAUCCAAGACACAGCUACAAAUUUCUAUCGCCAACUGUAUGCUAGCACCAGCAUAGACCAGAAUACAAAGGGCUGCUACGACGAGACGCCUGGCAAACGGUUCAGCCAAAGGAAUUUGGAACCUGUAGAGGAUAUCCUGACAUGCGAAGUGGAAAAAGCGAUUAUGAGUCAAAAGAUGGAGAAGUCUCCGGGUCCAGAUAAAAUUUCCAAUGAAUUAAUGAGGGGAAAUAUAGAAGAACUGACUCCAAUCCUAACGAAUAUGUUCAACGAAAUCUUAGUCAGUAGCCAGAUCCCAAAACAAUGGGCAGCAUCACACAUCAUUCUGCUACACAAAAAAGGUGACAAAGAAAAUGUAGAGAACUACAGACCAAUAAGCCUCAUGUCGAACGUUUAUAAAGUGUUUGCAAAGGUAAUACUCAAUAGGAUAAGCAAACUUUUAGACGAACAACAGCCAAGCGAGCAGGCUGGCUUUCGGAAAGGCUUUUCGACUAUCGACCAUAUUCAUACAAUCAAACAGGUAUUGGAAAAAUAUAACGAGUACAAUAAGAAAAUAUAUAUAGCCUUCAUUGAUUACGCCAAGGCUUUUGACAGCUUAAACCAUGAAUAUAUAUGGGAAAGUUUAGAAGAACAAGGAAUACCAGAAACCUAUAUCAACAUCAUAAAAAGUAUCUACUCCAACAGUAAGGCUAGAAUACAAUUGGAAACGCUAGGAAAAGAGUUUAGUAUACAAAAAGGAGUGCGCCAAGGAGACCCUCUAUCCCCGAAACUGUUCUCUGCUGUACUGGAAAAUAUAUUUCGAAAAUUAAAUUGGGAUGAUUACGGUGUUAAUAUAAAUGGGUCAAGACUUCACCAUCUUAGAUUUGCUGAUGACCUAGUACUACUUGAGGAAAACCCUGAAAGUCUCGAGCACAUGAUUAACAAUUUAAACGACGAAAGUAUGAAAGUCGGGUUAAGAAUGAACACCAAAAAGACCAAAAUAAUCACAAACACUACUGAAGUUACAAUAAGAAUUAAAGACGAUGCUCUCGAAUAUGUCGAAGACUAUAUCUACUUGGGUCAAAUGAUAUCUACAAAAGACCAAAUGACGAAAGAAAUUAUUCUCAGGAUUGCAACGGGCUGGAAAAAAUACUGGUCGCUAAAAGAGAUAAUGAAAUCCAAAGAUCUGAGCAUGUCUACAAAACGGAAAGCCUUCAACACCUGCGUAUUACCUGUCUUAACAUAUGGUUGUGAAACUUGGGCCCUCACAAAAGCAUACAGGGAAAAACUAGCAAUCACACAAAGAGCAAUGGAGAGGAGUAUGAUUGGCUGUAAACGUCAAGACAAGGUUAGGAACAGCGAUCUAAGAAGAAUAACAAAAGUUACAGACAUACUCACUCGAAUUGACCUCCAGAAAUGGAGAUGGACUGGCCACAUGAUGAGGGAUAAAACAGGAAAAUGGAAUUGGAAAGUCACAGAUUGGUAUCCUAGAGAUGGUAAAAGAAAUCGAGGGAGACAACAAGUAAGGUGGGAAGAUGAGCUCAGACUGACGGCCGGACCAAAAUGGAGAAGGGUUGCCCAAGACAGGCAACAAUGGAAAUCACUGGAGGAGGCCUUUGCCAAAAGGCACACUGAAUUAAGAGACUUUUUACUAUAA
Molecule: messenger RNA, 3732 nt
Organism: Trichoplusia ni (cabbage looper)
Lineage: Eukaryota; Metazoa; Arthropoda; Insecta; Lepidoptera; Noctuidae
Exons: 4
Coding region: 1-3732 (1243 amino acids)
Molecular function (GO): catalytic activity
Source: RefSeq, a predicted model, not a curated record